Aspergillus versicolor CBS 583.65 is the source of this 1905-nucleotide messenger RNA. Its product is annotated as Zn(II)2Cys6 transcription factor. Gene Ontology annotation, molecular function: zinc ion binding; DNA-binding transcription factor activity, RNA polymerase II-specific; sequence-specific DNA binding. Gene Ontology annotation, cellular component: nucleus. Bases 1 to 1905 code for a protein of 634 amino acids. Lineage: Eukaryota; Fungi; Ascomycota; Eurotiomycetes; Eurotiales; Aspergillaceae. The transcript is spliced from 3 exons. Gene Ontology annotation, biological process: DNA-templated transcription; positive regulation of transcription by RNA polymerase II. The record is from RefSeq and is a predicted model, not a curated record.
AUGGAGGCCGAGCACAGCCCGCUGAGAAUCGUCCCCUACCACAGCCCCUCCCAUGCAAAUCCAAGGGGGCGGUCAUCAUGGAAACGCCCUCGCCAGUCAAGAGGCAGCAGGGGGUCGACAGGCAGUACGACGAAGAUACGGACGGCCUGUACUGCCUGUCGCGAGAAGAAGACGAGAUGCUCUGGACACAAGCCGUGCGUGCGCUGCCAGCAGCAGGGCCAGGCCUGCCAGUAUAUGUCGACUGCCUCAAACUCGGACGAUGAUCCUCGCAUGCCUCAACCGGCCAUAUCCAGGCACUUGUCACCCUCUCGCCACUCAGAGGCACCCAAUUCAUCUAUUCCAGAGCCACAGACACAUUCUCCAGCGCAACAUAAUCCCACGCUAGAAGAGCCACCCCAGGAGGACCAGUAUGGCCAUUACCACGGAAGUGCCUCGGGCUUCGCCUUUCUGCAGUCCGUCAAAGACCGACUCGCCAGUCUACCUUCAAUGUCACUCGACUUCUCUGAUUAUCCCCUUGCGGUGCCGGGCAAGCGGCCAGGGAUUCUGCCUCCCAAGGCCAUUGCGGAUACUAUAAUGCGAGACUACUUCGACUUUGGGCUGACUACUUCGCGCUUUGUCCACGAACCAACGUUGCGCAUGGCAUACGAGAGACUAUAUAGCACUCAAGGAGACGACAGCCUGACCCAGGACGAGAUCGCACUGGUUUAUAUGGUUUUGGCCAUGGGGUCGCAUUACUCGCAGACCAACAACACGUUCUGUGGGUUCUCUGCAAGUCUGCAGUUCUUCGAUAUGGCCCGGCAGGAGAUCGAGAGGGAGUCGACCAAGGUCACCCUCAGCUCCCUGCAAACCCGGCUCCUGAUGAUCCAUUACCUGCUGAACCAUUCAAGGAUGCACGAUGCCUGGUCCUCGUUUGGCAUCAUCGUUCGACAGGCCCAGGCAUUGGGAUUGCACCGUCUGUCGACAGGCCGGCCGAGCAACUAUGUCGACCACGACAUAUUCGGUCGCCCGUGCGCUCUUCAUGACGACGACAUUGACCAGGAAGAAUGCGCCUUGGUGAACGAUGACGACGUCUCCAUAUCCGAAUGUCGAGUGCACGACUCGGCGGACACCUCCUUCUGCACAGCUGCAGCUCUGAUUCACUACGCCAGGCUGGCUCAGAUCCUAGGAAUGGUGCUACGCGAAUUCUACAGCCCCAGAAGACGGAAUCACAGCCUGUACAGCCUACAGGCCGCGGCGUUGGAUCUCCAGGGACGCCUUCUAUCCUGGCAGCGAAGCCUCCCAGCAUACCUGAACUAUCUCUCUCUUCCCCCACCCGCCAUGUCGACCAUGAUCCAACGGCAGAUGUGCACACUGAAACUCACCUUCGCCCAUACAAGCCUCCUUUUGUACCGCCCGUUCAUGCUUUACUCCAUCCGAGCCAACGCGCAGAUUCCACAUGACCUCGAAGUCUGGUUCAGGAAAUGCGGCGAUCUCUCCGUCGAGGCAGCCAACCUCGUAGUCGCCGAGUGUCAGUACCUCUACGAACGCGGUCUAUUCUCUCGCGUGUUCUGGUUCGUGAACUAUGCCCAGUUCGCGGCAAUCGGGACUCUGUACAUGCACUCCUGUCUGGGGCCAGACCCGCGCAAUGUCCGAGAAGUGGCCGACAACGCCCUCGCCCAGUUUCCAGUUGGCGUCGAAGGAGACCUCAUCGGCCAGCGGUAUCUGGAGAUUCUCAAGGAGCUACAGGAACUCACCCUCGGAUUCAGUCUACUCGACGUGGGGCCUAAUUCCGCACUGCUAGAGAGCAUACCAAAGGAGCUAUCCAUAUUUGACGACCUAUUAAUGAAUUACGGUGAUCCAUGGGGGACAGGUCUUGGCCCGUGGACGAAUACGGAUAACGAUGAACUGCCGCAGCUUGAGUCGUAG